AUGACAAUUCUGAUUCUCUCCCGAGGAAAUUGUGGCCUUUCAAAAUGUAUCUCUGUCUACAUGGUGGGCAUGGCAGUAGCAGAUCUAUUCAUCAUGGUCUUCAAUGUGAUAGUGUACUUGAUAUUUAAUUAUCACUUUCCAUAUUCCUUUCUGUCUUACACUGCUGUAUGUAAGUUUGUCUUGUACAUAACUUUUGUUACUCUACAUAUGUCAGUGUGGUUCACAGUCACAUUCACGUUUGACCGAUUUGUGGCAAUCUGUUGUCAUGACUUUAAAGAAAAGUACUGCACCAAGAGAAUUGCAACUACAGUUAUGGUAACAUCUUCUGUCCUGACUUGUUUAAAGGGUGUUCCUAUGUUCUUUUCAUAUGAAGCCGAACGAAUAAUUAACAAUGUGCAAUGGGGGUGCAGGACAAAAGCAGCUGUUUAUACAAUGCCCGCAUGGUCAGUGUACAGUUGGCUGCAGUCAACAUCAGUAGUUUUGCUUCCUUUUGCUCUCAUGACCUUGUUUAAUUCUUUGACUAUCAGGCGUAUUUUAUUGGCUAACAGAACACGCAAGGAUCUCCGAAGUAAAGGCAAUGAGGUUCAGAGUGAUCCAGAGGUAAAAGGUCGGAGGAAAUCCAUCAUAUUACUCUUCACUGUGUCAGGCAGCUUUAUUCUGUUGUGGUUAACAUCUGUUGGAAGUUUUGCAACCACUCGACUAUCAAGCAGUGUUUAUUAUCAAGGUGAUUACUCAAAUCCUGGAUAUAUAGCCACGGAAACUGGAUAUCUGCUUGAGUAUUUGAGUUCCUGCACAAACACAUGUAUUUACGCAGCAACCCAGAGGAAAUUCAGAGAAGAGCUGAGAAAUAUUCUGAAGCCUCCUUGCUAUAAAUUUCUUGAUUUUUUUUUAAAGAUAGUGAACACAAACCUCCCCCAGAAAAAUGUCAUCUCAUAA
Rhincodon typus (whale shark) is the source of this 936-nucleotide messenger RNA. RefSeq names its product probable G-protein coupled receptor 139. The transcript has a single exon. Gene Ontology annotation, biological process: G protein-coupled receptor signaling pathway. Gene Ontology annotation, cellular component: membrane. Lineage: Eukaryota; Metazoa; Chordata; Chondrichthyes; Orectolobiformes; Rhincodontidae. Gene Ontology annotation, molecular function: G protein-coupled receptor activity. The record is from RefSeq and is a predicted model, not a curated record. The coding region runs from base 1 to 936 and encodes 311 amino acids.